Molecule: messenger RNA, 1240 nt
Organism: Dendronephthya gigantea
Lineage: Eukaryota; Metazoa; Cnidaria; Anthozoa; Malacalcyonacea; Nephtheidae
Exons: 3
Coding region: 250-1176 (308 amino acids)
Source: RefSeq, a predicted model, not a curated record
ACACGGCAUUACAGCAAAUGACUUUCAGGUUUCAGCGGUGAAUGAAACGAUAGCUGUAUCGCCCCCCUGAACUCCAUAAAGACAGAAAUGUCGCUAGAGAUUAGACAGUGAGAAGGACGGGGGGUUCUUCCUAUGGGGCGUGUUCACCGGGGUCGGGAGAGACUUGAAAAGUCUGCUGAACUCUAUGCAAAAUUGGAUCCAAAAAUUUGAAUGCAGAAUUUACAACUCCAGUUCUCGUAUUGAGGUCGUAUGCACAAUGUCGUUGAGGAAACGUCAUGUAAGGAAACUAAAACUUCAAGUGUAAAAAUGGCGUCACUUUCAGAAGAGAACAUAAAAAGCCUUUAUCGUUGCCGAAAUAAAAUUGAACGGCGCAAAGUUCUGGCAACUAUUUUGAACUGUACAUCGUGCGAUGAUGACGAAGAUGAUAUGAAGACAUCAAUUUUGCUGGACUAUUAUACAGAGAGUGUUAAUUUCGCAUCUGAAGGCGGUUACUCAUGGCAACAAGGUCUCGCUGUUUUUGAACUUAUGAAAGAACUACUCGAUAGUACCCUAGAUCAACCACUGUUGCAAGCGACUCUGCAAUUCAAAACAAUUCUCCAGAACUACACGACAGUGUUUACUGCUCAGAGACUAACGGGUGUUGUCGACUUUGUAUUCUCUUAUUUCUUCAAUCACUUUCACUUGUACAAGUUUGUCUUCACGAAUGAACGAGAUAUUGACAAGAGUACUGCUCACCUCCAUGUUGAAACACCACCACAAGACUUACCGCCGCUUAAAACUGGGAUGGAAAAGUCAGAAUGGGAACGUCAACAAGUUUUAAAACAAUUGGAGGACCAACAUAUAAAAAAUAUAAUGGAAAAACAGUUGCAGCUUGACUCUGAAGUUGAGAGACUUCAGUUGCUGGUUCAUGAGAAACUGUUGCUUCUCAACACGGAGAAACCAAUCACGACAGAGGACUUGAAUGACAUUGUCAAAGAGACGGUCAAAAUGUACGUAGCUUCUGCUGGAUCCACCAUCCAGCAUUUGAUCCAGGAAAGCGAAGAAAAUAUUGCUUACGAGUUUGAAAAGACAGCAAUGGAGCAGAAAACGCAAGGUGCUAGCACACCGUCUAAGAAAACAAGGUCUCCUCAGUCUGGUAAAAAGAAAGGAAAAGCAGCAAAGUCUGUUAAAGGGUGAUCAUUUACAUUUUAAUAACAAUUUUGAAGGUGUUCUUAUGCUGAUGUUAAUAUAUUUCUUUGUA